Pygocentrus nattereri (red-bellied piranha) is the source of this 3182-nucleotide messenger RNA. It is a transcript of the gene tagapb, whose product is annotated as T cell activation RhoGTPase activating protein b. The transcript has 14 exons. NCBI's taxonomy places the organism in Eukaryota, Metazoa, Chordata, Actinopteri, Characiformes, Serrasalmidae. The coding region runs from base 86 to 2671 and encodes 861 amino acids. Gene Ontology annotation, molecular function: GTPase activator activity. Gene Ontology annotation, biological process: regulation of Rho protein signal transduction; signal transduction. The record is from RefSeq and is a predicted model, not a curated record.
UGGUCACUGGCGUGUUGAGAAGCUCUAGUGCUGCCGGACUGUACUGAGCUGUGCUCUGGUGUGCUAUGCCAAUCUGUUUGUUACAAUGAGGAGGGGAAGUUACGAUGAUGCUGCUGCACCAAUACGACCACACCUGCGCAGUCUGGCCCAGAGGAGACGGUCAGCGCCCAACCUGAUGUUUGGAAAGGCGUUGGGAAUGUCCUGGUCCCCUAUAAGGGAGGAGGCCCCGUUCCCCAUGGCUGUGGAGCAGAGCCCAUUUGUGCUCGGUUUGGCCACUGAGGACUCUGAGCUGCUUCUGGAUGACACUGUUCAGCUGACUGAAGGACUGAAGACCAGAGAGAGACAUCUGUUUCUUCUCAGUGAUGUGCUGGUCAUCGCUAAGCUGAAGUCCUGUGCUAGUUACAGACUGAAGCAUAGAGUCAACCUGGAGGACCUCUGGGUCUUUGGAUUCAAAAGUGAGGACGAUGAAGUAGAUGAUGAAGAUGGAGAAAUUGACCUAAAGACGACCGUCCUUCUGGCCUGGUCUCUCUCUCUCUGUCUGGUGUCUUUCAGUUUGCCUGAGGUCAAAGAACGCUGGUUAGAUACUCUUCACAGGAAAGUCAGAGAAGUGAGAAAGAGGACAGGCUGCACUUCUCCACCCCCCAGUGUCCUCAUGAAGGUCCUGAGCAGCACCACCACUAAUAAAACUCUAAGUGGAGGUGGAAUGGACUCUGUCAUUGAGUUGCCGCUUCAUGGCAACAAGAUCUCCGCCCUGCCCAAGGAGCUCUGCAAGCAGGAGGCCCACACUGAGCCGAGUACGGCAGAUCAUGAACGCAGCACUGGAUCUAAGAGGAGCUUAUUCUCCUUCAAGCUGAAGCGGAGCUCCACGCACAGCGGCCUGCCCACCCGUUCAGAGAACAGGAAGAGCCUGCUGUUCGGCCAGCCACUGGCCAGACACGCCACGCCGCCCAAACCCAUCACUGAGCUCCUCGUGCUGCUGUGGAGGAAGGGUCCGGCCACUGAGGGCAUAUUCAGAAAGGCCUGUAACAGUAGGAACCUCAGCGCAGUCCGGGAACAGCUGGACUCUGGGGCUGAAGUGGACAUGGAGGCACUGCCUGUGGCUCUGCUGGUCGGGCUGUUGAAGACGUUCCUGAAAGAACUUCCAGGCAGCCUGCUGGUGGUUGAGCACUCCGAUGAGUGGGUGGAGGCUCUGGAGAAAGAGGAGCCAGAGGAGAAGCAGAAUGAGCUGAGAAGAAUGAUCGGCAAGCUCCCUGAAGCCAACAGCGUCCUGCUGCAGUAUCUGCUCUGUGUGCUCCACCACAUCGCCCAGCAUUCAGAGAGAAACAAAAUGGACAUCAGGAACCUGGCGGUGUGCAUCGCCCCGAACCUCUUGCAGGACAACAGCCAGCUUUUGGACGUCGUCAAGGUUGAAAAGGUGACCAAGUUAACCCAGUUCCUGAUUGAAAACUGUGUGGAACUCUUUGGAGAAAAGAUCCUGACUCUUCUCGGGGACCCAGAGGAAGAAGAGAUGGGAGAUAACUCAGACUCCAUGUCUUCACACCAACAUGACUCAGCUUACGACAGCACUGACCCUGAUGGGGAUGGAGAGAGCGGAGAGGCGCUGGGGCCACAGGAGGAGGAAGAGGGGGCUCUGGGUAACUGCCAGAUCAGGAUAGAGUGCACUCCGGUACCCUCCUGCUCCUCAGACACCAUAUUCCACCCCAAACCCUUCAACCGACGCAGCUCGGAGCCCACCAUCUUCCCUCCAACAUCUAUUAAGAGCCUCCGAGGCCUGGCACGUAGCCAAGACGACUGCUCCUCUGCCAGGGAGGAGUACGAGGACCAGCCGCUGAAGAAGCAAAUCUCAGACGACUCUUUCUUGCACCCACACAGCUGCCAUAGGCUACUGACAAGGAAGCUGGCCGGCAGCCUCAACAUGGAUGCCAUGAUUAAUGGCACCAGGUCGGCGCCAAUUUCCAAGGCCUGUUCUUGCUCUUCCUCUUGCUCUCUGGAAAGCGCGGCCUCGAAUGUGUCCGAAACCUCCGUGUUCAUGGUGGCUAGCUCCCCUGUGCCAUCCCCAGGCACUGCAAGAAAGAGCCAAGCCUCGUCCAAGGCCAGAGCAGACACAAAUAAAGCAGAUCUGGACUUGAGGCGCCACUCUUCUCCUUUCAAGAGAGCGAAAAGCCUGGGAAGCUUCUCCACCACUAGGGGAAGCGCUAAGAAAGCCGACUGUCAGAAAGAUGUUGGGUUUUCAUGCGAGACUCUUCAGGAAGAUUCGCAGAACGAAGCUGAGGGUCCGGAGGAGCUCGUGAGGCGCCAGCGCCCACUCUCUGCCAUCGAGGUUUUCCAGCACGUGGACAGUCGAAUUCCUAACUGCCCACCGUCCUACACGCAGGCCAUGCUUUCUGGAUCCUUGCCGGCCCCACCCCAGUACCGAAAAAUGACUGUGCAUGAAGCCAGGAAGUCUCGUCCCAUCUCCAUGAACGAUUGCAUCUUGAGCUCUUGCCCUGCUGCCCAGUUUACAGACUUGGACUCAUUUGAGCUUUCAGACAGUAAUGUGGUUCAGCAGGGGUCAUUCAGGCAGAGAGCUAUGUCUGAGUCAGUAGCCCGCUCAAGGUUCGAAAAAGUGAACCGUAGAUGCAGUCAACCCGUGUUCGAGGAGUUUUCCUAUGCAAAGGAGUCUUACGUGUAAAAACUGCGUGUUUUUCUAAAACCCUGUUGGAGUUGAAUUAGUUUCCCUGGAGGAGGUUUUGUAAUAUACUGUGGAUAUAUAACGCACAACACGUUAAUACUGGAAUUAAAAUCGCGGGUCUCGUUGUUAAUCACUAAAGCUGCAGUACCUCCCUAAUCAAACUCGUCCAGCUCCAAUAGAGCUUUACAUUGUGUGCACAUAGCGUUACAUUAUUUCUCCACAAUGCACAUCUAUCAAGUUGGCACCUUUUGAUAUAGUGCAGUGUUCUUCGAAAAAGCUAUUUAAUAUGCUAAUGUAAAAAUAAUAAUAAUUUUUUUUGAGAUGCUGCCAGUGUGAAGCUAUGUAAAUAGAUCUAAUACAAAUUAAAUUGUUUGUACUUAGUUUUUUUUUCUUUACUGGCCUUUUUGGACACUUGUAUGAUAGCACUUGUACAAUAAUUAUUAGAGUUGUCUGUGGUUUUUAUAUGUUCUCCUCCCACUUUCCUUCACUACAAUAAACAUCAUUGCCUUCA